Messenger RNA from Anoplopoma fimbria (sablefish), 1365 nucleotides. It is a transcript of the gene vbp1, whose product is annotated as von Hippel-Lindau binding protein 1. Gene Ontology annotation, biological process: protein folding; tubulin complex assembly; microtubule-based process. Bases 30 to 617 code for a protein of 195 amino acids. Gene Ontology annotation, cellular component: cytoplasm; prefoldin complex. Gene Ontology annotation, molecular function: tubulin binding. The transcript is spliced from 6 exons. Lineage: Eukaryota; Metazoa; Chordata; Actinopteri; Perciformes; Anoplopomatidae. The record is from RefSeq and is a predicted model, not a curated record.
CGUAAGCAAGGCGUUAGCUUCUCUCCAAGAUGGCGGCGACCAUAGACAACAGCAACGCCGUCCAGGCGGCCAAGAGAAAGCACCUCGGGAUCCCCGAAGCUGUGUUUGUGGAGGAUGUCGACUCUUUCAUGAAGCAGCCGGGCAACGAGACGGCAGACGCAGCUCUGAGGAAGCUGGACGAGCAGUACCAGAAAUAUAAAUACAUGGAGCUCAACCUGUCCCAGAAGAAACUCAGGUUGAAAAGCCAGAUCCCACAAAUCACACAGACGCUAGAAAUCCUACGACACAUGCAGAAGAAGAAGGAGACCACGGCGCCCAUGGAGACGCACUUCAUGUUGGCCGACAAUGUUUACUGCAAGGCCUCGGUGCCGCCCACCGAAAAAGUCUGCCUAUGGCUGGGGGCGAAUGUGAUGUUAGAGUACGACAUCGACGAAGCCCAGGCGCUCCUAGAGAAGAACCUGUCCACUGCGUCUCGUAACCUGGAGACACUGGAGGACGAUCUGGACUUCCUGCGAGACCAGUUCACCACCACCGAAGUCAACAUGGCACGAGUCUACAACUGGGACGUGAAGAGACGGAGCAAAGACAACAUCCUCAAAUUAGCAGACAAGUCUUAAUAUCAACAUAACAGCAUACACCCCCUCCCCAAACCCCUCCUUUCUGCUACCCAUACUGUCCAUUAUACAAUAAAAAUAACAAAAAGAGUCAUGUGUACGUUUCACCCUCUGAGCUCGGCGGAUAAUAGGGUGUGUUAUAAAUGUGUGCUUGAUUUAACCCCUCCAGGUGAUUAAAUCAAACGCACCUUGUAACUCUUCUAUGAAGUCGAGCUUUCACCACUUUGUUUUUUCUGUUGAUUUGUCACUUUUUAAAAUAUUUUUUCAAGUAAAAACAAACACAGAAAAAACCAACAAGGCCAUUUUUUUGUAUUCUUUUAAUGAUUUAAGUUCCUGUUUGUCUUUGGCAGAUUCUUGAGUAAAGGUUCUCACUCAUCGCCUUUUUCUUUCCCUCCUUACUGACCUGCACCUGUUUUUCCUCGACCUGCAGCAGCGUUCACAUAUGUGGGACUUUAUUUCUUUCUUGAAUGUUAGUUCUUGAAGUUGCCGCCACACUCGGUUAGAGCCGGCGUGUAGGACGACAAAGAUGAGGACUGAAGAAUACAGAAUAAGAAUAGUUGUGCCUUGUGGCGGUAGUUUAGCUCCACAACCUCUCCUCCUCCUCCUCCUCCUCUUCCUCCUCCUUCCUCUCGCAGCUGUUCUGUCUGUAUUUAUUUGUCUCUCACUGUAUUCAUUAAACAAUGAAUGAAGUAAACGAAGAACAUUUUGGGCAAAGAGACGAGACCUUGACCUGUUUGUGUGUUUUAUUCUU